Messenger RNA from Paramacrobiotus metropolitanus, 1185 nucleotides. RefSeq lists its product as uncharacterized. The transcript is spliced from 2 exons. The record is from RefSeq and is a predicted model, not a curated record. NCBI's taxonomy places the organism in Eukaryota, Metazoa, Tardigrada, Eutardigrada, Parachela, Macrobiotidae. Bases 1 to 1185 code for a protein of 394 amino acids.
AUGUCUUCAAAGAAGGGCAUUAUUCAUGUGGACGACAGCAGUUGUGAUGGCAUAAAUAAGCAUUCUUCAGCAGAAAUCUGGUUGAAACUCGACCUUAAAUUCAUAUGGAAGGCCACCAGAUUCUGGAUUAUACUGCUGCAGUUUCUCGGCUGUUAUAUGUACCCUGCUGAUAAUCGUCUUAUACGCUGGGUUUUACGUUGUUUGAUGAACGUUUACGUAUUGCUGAUAACCUUGGCUAAUAGUUUCUAUGCUUUCGAGAGAUUGUACGAAGAAGAAACUUUCAUCUCAGCUAACAAGUUUACUCUAACAGUUCUGCGCGCUAUCGAUACAUUAACGCGAAUCUCUGAUAUACCUUGCAUUUUUCUGGUGUGGUAUCAUAGCCGUCGAUUCAUCGAACUGGCAAAAAAGCUUGAUGCUCUGUAUGGAACGUUAACAUGUCGAAAAGAUGCCGUAUUCAUUGCUUUCGUAAUUACCUACAUUAUUGCUGUAUUUUGCAAUGAUUGUUAUUCCAUGUACAAUGUCGAUUCUGGCCAACAAUUUGCGGACGAUAUUCUCUAUUAUAAAGUUACAUUUUUUCCGCACUUAUCGACAAAUUGUGUUGAGUAUAUAUUGCGCUUCUACUAUGCCUUUUUCCGUAUUUCUAUUGUAGCACGUCACGUGCUGGCAGGGUUGAUGCUGUUUCUCAUAUUGGUGACUAGCGAAUUAUGUGGCCGAGCAGCAAGUAAUUUUCGUUGUCAACUGGUGCAAAAUGGCUUCGUGCCGGUGGAGGAAUACCUGCGCCAUGUUCAACUGGCUACCGUCAUUAGAGACUUAGACCGCUGUUUUUCCGCUGUACUGGGUAUCAAAAUCUCCGCAGCAUUAGGCUUCACAGUUAGCGCUUCGUUCGAUAUCAGUGCAUCAUUUGGUGGUGGUCAGCUGAAUAACAGAAACUCGGGAAUGAUUCUGAUGUGGCACGUUCUGUUCCUGAUUGCCAUGACCUCCUUAUGCGCUCACUCCAGCGAACAGGGCCAGAAAAUGAUGCAAGCUGUCGAUGUGUCCCUGCAAAUUGAAAGCAGUAUCGACUUCAAACGGGAGGAUUGGGUUGCUGUUUGCUUUCAGCGAGGUGAAAAAAAUCCACCUUGUUUCACGAUUGCCGGCGUAGUUGUCACCCGUGAAAAUGCUUUCCAGGUGGGGAAUCGGUUAUAA